Messenger RNA from Electrophorus electricus (electric eel), 1440 nucleotides. RefSeq names its product solute carrier family 25 member 53. Gene Ontology annotation, molecular function: NAD transmembrane transporter activity. NCBI's taxonomy places the organism in Eukaryota, Metazoa, Chordata, Actinopteri, Gymnotiformes, Gymnotidae. Gene Ontology annotation, cellular component: mitochondrion. The record is from RefSeq and is a predicted model, not a curated record.
GAAGUCCCACCCACGCUAAUUCUAAAUUGGUCGUGUUUCAUAAAACGGGAAAUACAACGGGAAAAAUACUAUAUAACGUUAGUAGUUUAAUUGGUUUAAUUUCAGCGACGAACCAUUAUAUUAAACAUAAUGAGUAAAUACAAACUGAUUCAAUAUGCUAUAAACUGGUAUUUUUUACUCCGGUGCUGCCACAAUUACGUCAAGUGAUGCUGGAACAGCACAGGCUACGAUCUCGCAGAAAAACACUCAAAAGAACGGCAAUACAACCGAGAGAGAUGGGAGAGAUUCCUGCAGACAGCAACAAAAAGCAUGACCAGAAGGGCCCAGACGCUGCCACCUGGUUCCACAGCUACAUGCACGGGGGGACAUCCAGCCUCAUCUCAACUCUCACCACCCUUGUCACCUUCCCUGUCUACAAAACAGUAUUCCGCCAGCAGUUGCACAGCACGUCAGUCCGUGGCGCCGUGGCCCAGCUGUACGCGGAAGGGCCAUGGAAGCUGUACCGAGGUGUGGUGCCACCUCUACUGAUGAGAACCCUUAAUGGGACCCUCCUGUUUGGCCUCCAGGGCACCCUCCUGGAGCAGCUCUCUUUUUGGUCCAAGUCUGUCUUCCCCAGGGAGGCACUUCAAGCGCUGGCUGGCCUGGGCACAGCAGUGGCCGAAGCCCUUGUUUUCACCCCCUUUGAACGCGUGCAGAACGUGCUGCAAAACAGCGGAAAUGACCGCAGCCUUCCCACCCUCAGGAGCAUCCUGGUCCGGCUGAGCCAGCAAACAUUAGCAGCUGGGUACUACAGAGCUUUACUGCCAAUACUCGUACGCAAUGCCUUAGGCAACAGCCUGUACUUUGGCCUGAAGGAUCCCACGUCCAGUGCUUUAAGAGAUCAUGGAUUUUCUCCUUUAGCCUCUUCCUUCACGUCGGGUGUGGUGAACUCCAUAAUGAUCAGUUUGCCUUUCUACCCACUUUCUGUGCUGGUGGCCAACAUGCAGGCUCAGGUUGGUGGGGAGAGUGUGGGGGUGAGGGCCAGUGCACUGCAGCUGUGGCAGGCCCGGCAACGCCGUGUUGCCCUACUGUACCGUGGGGGACUGCUGGUUGUGCUCCGCUCGUGCAUCACUUGGGGCAUCACCACUGCCAUAUAUGACCAGCUGGAGAGGCGCACAGGCUGAGGAGCUCUAUCACCAGGAAACUCCUCCCUUCCUCCAGAUUCAUCAUUAUUAGGUUCCAGGGAUCUUCUCUAUUAGUCUAAAUAAUCUGAUAGUGACCAAAUAAUCUGGUAUCACAUGGCUAAGAAUUUGGUAAAGCAUUAUUGACUAUAAUGCUGCUGUUUUUGUUUUUUCUAUUAAAUGAAUACAAGUGCACGUAAUGUAUAUGAAACUAUUACUUAUGGUAUUGCAUGAGCAUUCCAGGUUAUAUGAAUGCGUGCGCGCGUUGAUGAAGGAGCUC